Molecule: messenger RNA, 3411 nt
Organism: Scleropages formosus (Asian bonytongue)
Lineage: Eukaryota; Metazoa; Chordata; Actinopteri; Osteoglossiformes; Osteoglossidae
Gene: rbm15b
Product: RNA binding motif protein 15B
Exons: 1
Coding region: 280-2862 (860 amino acids)
Molecular function (GO): RNA binding
Source: RefSeq, a predicted model, not a curated record
GGCGGCUUAGGUGCAGGUUUAGUGAUGCUAGCUAGAUUUUUUUUUUUUUAAAUUUUUUUUUUUAAAAAGAAAACAUUUAAAAACAAUACAGAAUAUCGUUGUAUGACAAACGUACACGUUUUAUUUUAAGCGCUACCGGUUUUCAUUAAAAAAUUUGAAAGAAGUUGAGAGAACUUCUUUCGGAGAGCUGUGCACGAUCCUCGCUGGCGCCAGAAAAAAAAAAAAGUUUGAGCAUCAUUUGAAAAAAAUAAAUAAAUAAAAAAGAAAGAAGAAAAAAAAAUGAAGAGGCAGGCCGAGCGGGACUCGAGUCCUGCGAGAGUUACAGGUAAACGGAUUAGAGACAGAGACCGCGACAGAGAGCGUGAGAGGGAGCGCGCCGACAGGGAGCGGGAACGAGAGCGGGAGGGCAGUCGCCGGGAGGACGGCCCGCCUCCUCCUCCGCUGGCCGUGUUGCUGGCGGAGAGCAGAAGUUACCACAAGCACCAGGCGCGGAGCCGCAGCGGGGAGACGGAGAAGCCCCGGCUGAGUCUGAGAGAGGACCGCGCAGGCGCGGCGGAUGCUCACCAGCGGCAGCAUCUCCACGAGCUCAGCCUGCUCGGCCGGCCGCCCUUGAGGACCACAGCGGUGCUUCCAAAGAGCAAGGUGGUGGCGGCGGCUGCGGCGGUGGAGCUCCUGGGCAGCCGAGGCGCCACCGCCCUGGAGUACAAAACUCUGCUCGUUAGCAACCUGGGCUCGCAGCUGUCUGACGAGCAUGUGGAGGAUGGGCUCUUCCACGAGUUCAAGAAGUUUGGUGAUGUCAGCGUCAAGCUGUCCCACACCCCGGAGCUGGGCCGCGUCGCCUACGUGAACUUCAGGCAUUCCGACAACGCGAAGGAGGCGAGGCGCUCGAAAGGCAGGCUCGUCCUGUACGAUCGGCCGCUUAAAGUGGAACCGGUGUACGUGCGGCGCCGCAGCUGCACGCCGCCCGACCUCGGAUACAUCCCUUUGCACGGAGCAUACCAGUACAGACAGAGGUCUCUGUCCCCGGGACCUGGGGGGAGCAGCAUCCGGGAUGCCAGACUGAGGCACUACACCCUGGAGGGCCUGGGGCUGAGCCGGGAGCGGGAGAGGGCCCUGGACUACUACAGCCUGCUAGACGAGAGGGCGCGGGCUUAUGCCUACCAGCUGCCUGAGGAGGACCUUAAGCCUGAGGACGACCAGAGAGCCACCAGGAACCUGUUCAUCGGCAACCUCGACCACAACGUGUCGGAAGUGGAGCUGCGGAGAGGCUUUGAAAAGUAUGGCGUCAUCGAGGAGGUGGUCAUCAAACGCCCUGCUCGGGGCCAAGGCGGCGCCUAUGCCUUCCUUAAGUUCCAGAACCUGGACAUGGCCCACCGAGCCAAGGUGGCCAUGCAAGGCCGGGUAAUCGGCGGCAACCCGGUGAAGAUCGGGUACGGGAAGGCCAACCCCACAACGCGCCUCUGGGUGGGGGGGCUUGGCCCCAGCACCUCUCUUGCAGCCCUGGCUCGCGAGUUUGAUCGCUUUGGCAGCAUCCGUACCAUCGACUAUGUGAAGGGUGACAGCUUCGCCUACAUCCAGUACGAGAGCUUGGAUGCAGCCCAGGCGGCCUGUGCGCAGAUGCGUGGCUUCCCACUGGGCGGUCCUGAGCGCCGGCUGCGUGUGGAUUUUGCCAAAGCUGAAGAGGCACGUGGCUACCCAGCUCAGUACCAACCCACCGCGGUGCUCCCGGCGCACUACGACCUGCUGGCGGACGGCUAUGUUCGACACCGUAGCCUGGAACGGGAGCUUAGGGCCCGGGACCGCACGCCAACUCAUGGCCUGUUUGCCGAACGGGAGCGGGACAGGGGCCUGCCGGACAAGGAGUGGACCAGCCCGUCCAAGAACCUGGAGCGCCGCAACAACCUGGAGGCAUUUGGUCGAGGACGGGCACGCAGCCGCAGUAGGGAGCGGUGGGCAAAGGAGCGAGAGGGUGAGCGUGGCACAGGGAAGGCCUGGGAGGAGCGUCGCAAACGCCGAAGCACUUCUAGCGAGCGGCUGGGCGAGGAGCGGGCUCGGCCCAAGGUGCGAGGAUCAGCAGCAACAACCCCUGACCACAGCCCGGACCGACCAAGGGGCAGGACCUCUGAGCCGGCCACAGAGACCAGGGAGACAAGGGAUUUGACACCUGAUGGCAGUCACCACUCCAGUGAGGAUCGCUCAGCGCCAGAUGGGCAUGAUCCGCCGCAGCGUCACAAGAAAGCAGCAGAGGUGGAACGGAACCACCGUGUCACUGAGGGUGAGGCGGACGCACCAGGUGAUGGGCAGAAGGCUGACAAGAAGGUGAGCACCCUGUCUGAGUACGCCCAGACUCUGACUUGUGUGUGGCAGGGUGUUCUUGUCCUGAAAAACAGCUGCUUCCCCACCAAUAUGCACAUGCUGGAAGGGGGCUCUACCUUCCUCAGCUCACUCAUGAAGGACAACAGUGGCCAGGGGGGUGAGAUCAUGCAGCUGAAGAUCGCCCAGCGCUUGCGCCUGGAUCAGCCGAAGCUGGAUGAGGUGACCAGGCGCAUAAAACUGGGCAGCCCGGACGGGUACGCGGUGCUGCUCGCCGUGCAGGGCCCGGUUGACAAGGAGGCAUCGCCUCCCGAGCCUGGACUGCAGAGACGGCUCCUGCGGAAUCUGGUCACUUACCUCAGGAACAAACAGGCUGCGGGAGUGAUUGGGCUUCCGCUAGGGGGCGUCAAGGAGCGGGAGACGGGAGGAAUGCUGUAUGCCUUCCCUCCCUGUGAGUUCUCCCAGCAGUACCUCCAGGAUGCUCUGAGGACUUUAGGCAAGCUUGAGGAGGAGCAUCUGGUGAUAGUUAUUGUCAGGGACUCAGUUUGAGGCAUCGCUGCAGGAACUGCUCUUCCUUGUUCUUGUUUGUUUUUAGAGAGAUUCAGCUUAUAAGCUCCUGUGGUUUCUCGGGGAGAGAGUCGGAAGCUGGAGUUCCUUCUCCAGUAGUGUCUUGAGGACGCUGCUGCUUUUUAACAGAAUGCGUUCAUGUACUUUUGGGGGUUGGCGAUUUUAAGAAACUGACCAAGUAGUUUCCCUGUCUUUGGGUACUGAGAAACACUAGAACAUAGUUUUUUUAAUGACACUUUUUCAUGAGUCCAUCCUGAAAUUCAGCUGUAUAAAUAUAGUUACAACGACGACCUUCUUACUUCAUUUUUUAAUUUCCGGAAAUUAAUGCUGUUUGUAAUUGUACAAUUUUAAAACAAAACUUGUUUCAAGUAUUGCAUGCUGGAAGUUUUUAUAUUUUCUCAGAUGAUCCAGUUUAAUGGAUUUGUAUUAGAUUGAAGUGAAUAAGGGGGCGAUUCCAAGAGCCUGUUUUUUUUAAAUCUUUUUUGUACUGUGUCUUGGGUUUAUUGCCUGAGUUAAUGUCAGUGUCUAACU